Purpureocillium lilacinum is the source of this 807-nucleotide messenger RNA. RefSeq lists its product as uncharacterized. Gene Ontology annotation, biological process: mycotoxin biosynthetic process. NCBI's taxonomy places the organism in Eukaryota, Fungi, Ascomycota, Sordariomycetes, Hypocreales, Ophiocordycipitaceae. The record is from RefSeq and is a predicted model, not a curated record.
AUGGGCUACUCGAACAUGAGGAACAUCUUUGCCAACAGCGUCAAGUUUGGCCAGUCGCCGACGAGGUAUUCGAGGGUCAAGUCCGAAGACCCUCUCGACCCCGAGAUGCCAGACACUCUUCGCCGCGGCUCCGUCCGUCGCAGCCGAGAGGCUUGGAAGUCUCCGUUGCUUGUGCUGGCGUACGCGGUGCUCACAUCCACCAUCACCUGCCUCGUGAUGUGGACCUUCCCGCCCAACUGCCGGCGCGGCGCGGGCGGCGAGGGGCCUCUCUUGAAGACGCCGGUGCCCGAAUUUCCCAAGGAGAUUCGCAUGUUUGAGCUUAACACGAUGUAUGCGGACCCGCCGACGCCAGAAAACAACCAGGCGUGGAACGACCUCUUGCCUUUUGGCCGCGGCUACGUGUUUGUGGAAAACGCCGCCGAGUACGGCCUCGAGCCCGGCAUCGAGACCGAGUACGGCGAAAUCUACUCCGUAGCGCUGUACCACCAGAUGCACUGCCUGGGCCUGGUCCGCCGCAACUUCUGGCGGCUGGUCGACGGCAUCCUCAACAACAGGCCCGGGGUUGCCGACGAGGCGCGUGCGGAGGUGCAGGACUCGCACACGGGGCACUGCUUCGACUACUUCCGGCAGAGCUUCGAGUGCUCGGCCGACAUGACGCUCGAGUGGCCCAGGACUGAAAAGGACGGCCGGAGGUACCAGGUCGACGGCGGCAACAUUCCUCAUGUCUGUGCCAGCAAGAAAGCGCUGAAGGAUUACAUGGACUUUGCGCACUUUAACAACUCUCACAACAACGACAUUGCAGCGUAG